Jaculus jaculus (lesser Egyptian jerboa) is the source of this 2800-nucleotide messenger RNA. RefSeq names its product procollagen-lysine,2-oxoglutarate 5-dioxygenase 3 (gene Plod3). Gene Ontology annotation, molecular function: procollagen-lysine 5-dioxygenase activity; iron ion binding; L-ascorbic acid binding. The record is from RefSeq and is a predicted model, not a curated record. Lineage: Eukaryota; Metazoa; Chordata; Mammalia; Rodentia; Dipodidae. The coding region runs from base 301 to 2529 and encodes 742 amino acids. Gene Ontology annotation, biological process: peptidyl-lysine hydroxylation. The transcript is spliced from 19 exons. Gene Ontology annotation, cellular component: endoplasmic reticulum.
CCCUUCCCCGCGCGCUCAGCCCCGGGGGGCGGGGGGACAAUCCUUGCCUUGUCUCGCCGUCUGCAUGUCCCGUUCUCUGUAGCCUCCGGUUAACGCCUUUUUUUCCAGGGCGGAGUCCCCAGCCCCGCUCCUCCUCCCUGCGGGCGGCUCUGCAGCUCGGGUUCCCCACAACCCCCCCCCCUCCCAUCCCACACACACACACACACCCUUGCCCCAGAACCUUCUCCCGAGUAGGAAUCCGAGCAGCACACAGCUCAGCCCCGUGAGGGCCCGUGUGUCCUCUCCGGCCUUCUCCCGGCUAUGGCUACCUCGGGCCUGGGACUCGGGCUUCUGCUCCCGCUGCUGUUACUGCUGCUGCUGCUGCCGGCUCCUGGGUCCUCUGCCUCCGAUCGGCCCCGGGCCGGUAACCCCGUCAACCCAGGCAAGCUGCUGGUGAUCACUGUGGCCACUGCGGAGACUGAGGGAUACCGGCGUUUCCUGCAAUCCGCAGAGUUCUUUAACUAUACUGUGCGGACCCUCGGCCUGGGACAGGAGUGGCGAGGGGGUGAUGUGGCUCGAACAGUUGGUGGAGGCCAGAAGGUCAGGUGGCUAAAGAAAGAAAUGGAAAAAUACGCAGACCAGGAGGACAUGGUGAUCAUGUUUGUGGACAGCUAUGACGUGAUUCUGGCUGGCAGCCCCUCAGAGCUGCUGAAGAAGUUCGUCCAGAGUGGCAGCCGCCUGCUCUUCUCUGCCGAGGGCUUCUGUUGGCCUGAGUGGGGGCUGGCUGAGCAGUACCCUGAGGUGGGCACAGGGAAGCGCUUCCUCAACUCUGGUGGAUUCAUUGGCUUUGCCCCUACCAUCCAUCAAAUUGUCCGCCAGUGGAAGUAUAAGGAUGAUGAUGAUGAUCAGCUGUUCUACACGAGACUCUACCUGGACCCAGGGCUGAGGGAGAAACUCAAACUUAAUCUGGACCAUAAAUCCCGGAUCUUCCAGAAUCUCAAUGGAGCCUUAGAUGAGGUGGUCUUAAAGUUCGAUCGCAACCGUGUACGCAUCCGAAACGUGGCCUAUGACACGCUUCCCAUUGUGGUCCAUGGAAAUGGCCCCACCAAGCUCGAGCUGAACUACCUAGGGAACUAUGUCCCCAAUGGUUGGACUCCCCAGAGUGGCUGUGGCUUCUGCAACCAGGAUCUGAGGAUACUCCCGGGGGGGCAGCCUCCCCCCCGGGUGCUUCUGGCCGUGUUUGUGGAACAGCCCACCCCAUUCCUGCCUCGCUUCCUGCAGCGGCUGCUGCUCUUGGAUUACCCUCCAGAAAGGGUCACGCUCUUUCUCCACAACAAUGAGGUUUACCACGAGCCUCACAUCGCAGACGCCUGGCCGCAGCUCCAAGACCACUUCGCAGCUGUGAAGCUGGUGGGGCCUGAGGAGGCCCUGAGCCCAGAGGAGGCCAGGGACAUGGCCAUGGACAGCUGUCGGCAGGACCCCGAGUGCGAGUUCUACUUCAGCCUGGAUGCUGACGCCGUCCUCACCAACGCGGAGACCCUGCGCCUCCUCAUCCAGCAGAACAGGAAGGUGAUAGCACCCAUGCUGUCUCGCCACGGCAAGCUGUGGUCCAACUUUUGGGGGGCCUUGAGCCCAGGCGAGUAUUAUGCCCGCUCUGAGGACUACGUAGAACUGGUACAGCGGAAACGAGUGGGCGUGUGGAAUGUGCCCUACAUCUCCCAGGCAUAUUUGAUCCGCGGGGAGACCCUGAGGACGGAGCUGACCCAGCGGGAUGUGUUCUCAAGUAGUGAUACUGACCCAGACAUGGCCUUCUGUAAGAGCCUUCGAGACAAGGGCAUCUUUCUCCACCUCAGCAAUCAACACGAGUUUGGUCGUCUGCUGGCCACUUCCCGGUAUGACACAGACCACCUGCACCCUGACCUGUGGCAGAUCUUCGACAAUCCUGUGGACUGGAAAGAACAGUACAUUCAUGAGAACUACAGCCGAGCCCUGGACGGGGAGGGCCUGGUAGAACAGCCAUGCCCCGAUGUAUAUUGGUUCCCGCUGCUAUCAGAGCAAAUGUGUGACGAGCUGGUGGAGGAGAUGGAGCACUACGGCCAGUGGUCGGGAGGCCGGCAUGAGGAUUCGAGAUUGGCAGGAGGCUAUGAGAAUGUGCCCACCGUGGACAUCCACAUGAAGCAGGUGGGCUACGAGGACCAGUGGCUGCAGCUGCUGAGGACGUAUGUGGGGCCCAUGACCGAGAGCCUGUUCCCGGGCUACCACACCAAGACUCGGGCUGUGAUGAACUUCGUGGUCCGCUACAGGCCGGAUGAACAGCCCUCUCUCCGACCCCACCACGACUCGUCCACCUUCACCCUAAACGUUGCCCUGAACCACAAGGGCGUGGAUUAUGAGGGAGGUGGCUGUCGCUUCCUACGCUACGACUGCAAGAUAUCGUCCCCAAGGAAGGGCUGGGCACUCCUGCACCCCGGCCGCCUCACCCACUACCACGAGGGGCUGCCCACAACCCGAGGCACCCGCUACAUUAUGGUGUCCUUUGUUGACCCCUGACAUUCAACCACUCUGCCGAACCUCCUCUGCCAUCGUGCCUUCUUGCGGGGCCGAACCCCCGUCCUUGGAGAGCGGGCUCUGCGCUGCCCUCUCCUCACUUCCUAGGACUGGACAUGCGGCCCACUCACAGCCCUCUCAGGAAGCUCCUGGGCGCCCCACCCUCCCUGUGGUCCCCAGGAGGCUCAUGGGGAAUGGAUUUCUGGGGGCUUCCUGAGGGAAUAAAUUAUUAAGGUUCCUCAGCCUUGUUCCAAAUAAAGGGGAUGAUUUGUAA